Vigna radiata var. radiata (mung bean) is the source of this 1653-nucleotide messenger RNA. RefSeq lists its product as uncharacterized. Bases 1 to 1653 code for a protein of 550 amino acids. NCBI's taxonomy places the organism in Eukaryota, Viridiplantae, Streptophyta, Magnoliopsida, Fabales, Fabaceae. The transcript is spliced from 3 exons. The record is from RefSeq and is a predicted model, not a curated record.
AUGGAGGAUUCUGAAUCUUGUGCUUCUGUUUUAGAUGAAAUAAAAAUUUUGAUGAUAAAAAUAGUUGGAGAAGCUAAGAAUGCAUCAUCAAAGAAAAGAAAGAUAAAUAUCGGUGAAGAUGAGGAAGAGAAUGAGAGUCUUGAAGGAGGACACAAGGUAUUCGGUUAUAAAGGAAAACAAAAAGUUGCUACUACUAGCAAGGGGGGAGUCCAAGCAACUAUAAAUCAAAUGAUGAAAACAGGAUACAAAGAAGAAGUUGAUGCUCAAGUGGCUGAAUUCUUUUACACCAGUUUCAUUCCUUUUAAUGUAAUUAGAAAUCCAACAUUUGCAAAGAUGUGUGAAAUGAUUAAUAAGUAUGGAGUUGGAUACAAACCACCAUCUUAUCAUGACAUUAGAGAAAAGUUGUUGAAACAAGUUGUGAAUAAAACAGAUGAAAUCCUUGAGGAUUAUAAGGAGGAGUGGAAGAGAAUUGGAUGUACAAUUAUGUAUGAUGGUUGGACAGAUAGAAAAGGACGUUAUAUUUGCAACUUCUUGGUGAAUAGUCCUAAAUGGACGAUUUUUCUUUAUUCACUUGACACUUCAGACAUAUCAAAAAUAGUUGAUAAAGUUUUCAAAAUGUUAGAUGAUGUUGUUGAGUUUGCUGGAGAGGAAAAUGUUGUUCAAGUUGUCAUUGAUAAUGCUGCAAAUUUCAAGGCAGGUGGAGAGUUGUUGAUGCAAAAGAGGGAAAGAUUGUAUUGGACUCCAUGUGCAGCACAUUGCAUUGAUUUGAUAUUUGAAGAUUUUGAAAAGAAUUUAAAGGUCCAUGAAUUGACAAUUAAGAAGGGAAGACAAAUUACGACUUACAUUUAUGGAAGAUCAAUGUUGAUUUCCUUGUUGAAAAAAUUCACUAAAGGUAGAGACUUGAUAAGACCGGGUGUGACUAGAUUUGCCACAACUUAUUUAACUCUUGCUUGUCUUCAUGAAUUAAAGGCAUCAUUGUUGACAAUGUUUAGCUCUGAAGAGUGGAAGACAAGCAAGUUUGGAACUUCACAAAUUGGCAGAAAAGUAGAAUAUGUGGUAUUAGAUAGCCAGUUCUGGAAGAAUGUCUCCACAUGCCUAAAAGUUGUUGCCCCUCUUAUGGUGGUCUUAAGAUUAGUAGACUCAGAUGUAAAACCCACAACAGAUUUCCUUUAUGAAGAGAUGGAUUGUGCAAAAGAGAAGAUCAAGUCUAACUUUAACAAUAUCAAAAAGAGUUAUGAAGAGGUUUGGAGAACAAUUGAUGCUCGAUGGGAUAAUCAACUUCAUAGGCCUUUGCAUGCAGCUUCCUAUUUUCUAAACCCUUAUUUCCACUAUGAACCUAAAUUUAGAUCUGAUGAUGGUGGAGAUGUGAAAGAAGGAUUGUAUUUUUGCAUGAGAAGAUUGAUACCAGAUAUGAUAGCUAAAGAGGCAGAUGAUGUUGUUGAGAUUGAUCAAGUUGAAGGUGAAAAUGAUGGUGAAAAUGUUCACUUAGAUGGAGCAACAAGAGAUCCUACUCUAGAUGCUCUUGAUCUUGAUAACAUAACAUUUGGGAACAAUAAGGAUACACAACAUUCAUCAGAGGAAGAGGAAGAGGAAGAGUUAGAUGAGGAUGAAGAUGGAGAUGAUGAUGCCAUUAUUAGAGGAUUAGAGAAUUAG